AUGGCGAAGCGGAAGUCGGCGAACUCGAAGAUGGCGUCACGGAAGAAGCCGGCGGUGAAGCUGGACAAGAUUUUCUGCUGCCCCUUCUGCAACCACGCCGGGAGCGUCGACUGCGAGAUCGACCGCAAGGAAUGGUUCGCCGUGGUCAAGUGCUUCGUGUGCCAGGAGAGCUACUCCACCAAGGCGCACGCCCUCACCGAGCCCAUCGACGUCUACAGCGAGUGGAUCGACGAGUGCGAAAAGGCCAACCAAGACGUCGACGUCCGCCGCCGCCGCCGGGACUCCUACGCGUGA
Messenger RNA from Lolium rigidum, 294 nucleotides. Its product is annotated as transcription elongation factor 1 homolog. Gene Ontology annotation, cellular component: transcription elongation factor complex. The transcript has a single exon. Bases 1 to 294 code for a protein of 97 amino acids. Gene Ontology annotation, molecular function: RNA polymerase II complex binding. Gene Ontology annotation, biological process: transcription elongation by RNA polymerase II. The record is from RefSeq and is a predicted model, not a curated record. Lineage: Eukaryota; Viridiplantae; Streptophyta; Magnoliopsida; Poales; Poaceae.